Messenger RNA from Tachysurus fulvidraco (yellow catfish), 3384 nucleotides. RefSeq names its product collagen alpha-3(VI) chain. The record is from RefSeq and is a predicted model, not a curated record. The transcript has 7 exons. Lineage: Eukaryota; Metazoa; Chordata; Actinopteri; Siluriformes; Bagridae. Bases 232 to 3369 code for a protein of 1045 amino acids.
UUUUAGAGAAUAGAACUGGUUGUACUGAUGAGCAACUUUGUGUCAUACUCUGGUUUCUCUCAGUAACACCACAGGACCCAGCCUAAUUAUCACUGCUUUGGAGUUAAUAAUUCAUCACACUCACUGAUGGGACAUAGGAAGAAGAUAUAUUAGAAGUGACGCAGAAAUUUUAUAUCUUCUGCAGAAUACACCAUUUUCACUCAGGGUGUGUUUUUGGCGUUUGUGUGGAGAAUGGGGACAAAUUGGCUGCUGCUAUGCAGCCUUAUGGGAGUCCUUUUUUUUGGCAGCCUCCCAAAACUUAAUGCUCAGGAUGCCCAAGAUUCAGCUGACAUUGUACUCUUAAUUGAUGGAUCAGAGAACAUGGGAGCUGCCAACUUCGCUAUCAUCCGUGAUUUGGCUUUCACAGUGAUCGAAAGGCUUGAAGUGGGCAGGGACAUGAUCCGCAUAGCCCUGGUGGUGUAUGGUGCUGAACCCGUGAUAGAGUUUGAUCUCAGUAACAAUUACAACAAAGAGUCAAUGCAGAAUAUUGUGCAAAAUCUUAAAUUCAGUGGUGGAUAUGAGUCUAAUCUGGGGGCAGCCUUGGAGUUGGUGAAUGAGAGCCUGUUGGGCCCAGAGUCAGGAGGCAGGGCAGAGGAGGGAGUGCCACAGGCCUUGGUAGUUAUCAGUGCUGGGCAGUCCACUGAUGAUGUCAGUGAGGGUGAGAGAGCACUAAAGCAGGCCAGAGUAUUAAUCUUUGGUGUUGCAUUGGGUGAUUCAGCUAGUGCCCAGCUGCAGGCUAUCGCAAGCGAUGGAAGCUUUGUUCUUUCUGCCCCUGAUGUCAGAUCACUGGCAGAUAUGGGUGAUCAGCUACUUCCAUAUAUUAAUGGGGUGGUCCGACGCGCCAUUGUGAUACACACUGAGAUCACAGAAUUACCUGUUUCGGAAAGAGACAUAAUAUUUCUCAUUGACAGCAGUGUGGGCCCCACAAUAGUCAAUGCAAUUCGUGAAUUCAUCAAAAAUUUUAUUGACACAGUGCCAAUUGGGCCUGAUCAGGUUCAAAUUGGAGUGACUAUGUUUUCAAACACACCAAGACUUGAAAUUGACUUGAAUUCACACAGCUCAAAGGAAUCCCUAAUCUCUGCCCUUUCCCGAAUUAAACCUAAACAAUCAGCUGAGGUCAACAUUGGUGCCGCUCUCGACUUUGUAAGAAUCAACAUGCUUAUACCGGAAAAAGGAAGCCGCAUUCAGAAAGGUGUGCCCCAGCUUCUGUUGCUGAUCUCAAGCAAAAAGUCCAAAGACAGUGUCCAGCAACCAGCUGAAGCCUUGAAACAAAUGGGUGUCUUGACUAUAGCUGCUGGCUCUCGGGCUGCCGAAGAAGCCGAACUUCAGCAGAUAGCUAUUGAUAAAAACCUUGUCUUCAUGUUUAAGGACUUCCGUCUGUUACAACGCAAUCCCAAACGGGUUGCGUCUGCACUAUCAACACUUUCAGGUUUUGUUUUGCCAACUGAGAACACAGAAACAAACGUAACCACCAUAGAGGUCCCACGUAUAAUUAGGGACAUUGUAUUCAUGGUUGAUGGAUCUAACUAUGUUGGAAAUGCAAAUCUGCCUGCUGUACGAGACUUCAUCCUCAGAAUUGUUAACCAGCUGGAUGUUCGACCUGAAAGAGUGCGCAUUGGCCUGAUCCAGUUUGCUGAGGGACAAAGGACAGAGUUCUAUCUAAAUUCUCAUAACAACAAACAAGACGUGCUUGAUAACAUUGCUAAGUUAAGAUUAAUUGGAGGAAAUGCAGUGAAUACGGGGGCAGCCCUUCGUUAUGCUCUAGAAAACCAUUUUCAAGAAUCAGCUGGCUCUCGAAGGAGAGAAGGAGUCCAGCAGGUCUUGGUAAUUAUCACUGGUGGUCCAUCUCAAGAUGAGGUCAGCAGCAUUGCAGACCGAGUAGCACUGUCUGGAGUUUUGUCCUUUGCUGUUGGAGUUAGCCAAGUGGAUGAGAGUGAACUGAAGAAAAUUGCUUUUGUUGAAACCCUUGCAUACUAUGAAAACAACUUUGCAGAUUUGCCAACGGUUGCUGAAAAAAUAAUGACACCACUCAUCACUGUAAUUGGAGAGCCUGUUACGGCUACUCGAAGUAUUGAUCAAGAUGAAAGGGAUGUUGCAUUUUUGAUUGAUGGUUCUGAUGCUGUUAGAGGAGAUUUUGCAUACAUUCGUAACUUCCUAAUCAAAGUGAUUGAGCCCCUUGAUGUUUCUGUUGAUAAAGUAAGAAUUGCUGUUGUCCAACACAGUGAGAAACCAACUACUAAUUUCUAUCUAAACACCUAUAAAACAAAAGAUGAAGUCUUGAGAGCUCUAAGUCAGCUUAGCCCAGCUGGUGGCAGAAGUCUGAAUACUGGAGCUGCAUUAACAUACAUGAAAGACAAAAUUUUAUCGCCAAAUUCUGGGGGCAGGGCAGCCCAAAAUGUUCCCCAGUUUCUAAUUUUUUUGACUGGUGGAAAAUCAAGGGAUAGCGUAAAGGAACCUGCCGGUGCCUUAAAGACUGAAGGAGUGGUACCAUUUGGUAUUGGGGUGAGAAAUGCAGAUUCCAAACAGAUUGCAGCUAUUUCUCACAAUCCAUCAUUUGCCUUCAAUGUGAAAGAAUUCAGCCAGCUUAACACUGUCGAGCAAAGACUGAAUAGCUAUGUUAGUCUACCAAAGACACAACUAGACGUUAUUCUUGAGCAAGAAUUUUUCUUUUAUGCUGGAAAAAAGGAUGUUGUUUUUUUAAUUGAUGGUUCUGACAGCACUAAGGAAAGUUUCUCAAGUAUACAAAAGUUUAUCUUGCUUUUGGCAGAAAGGUUAAACUUGGGGCAGAACAGAGAUCAAAUUUCUGUGGUCCAGUACAGUGAAAAUGCAACUGUUGAUUUCUUUUUAAACACACAUUUCUCAAGGCAAGAUAAAAUUAUUGACAGUAUCAAACACCUGCACCACAAAGGUGGAGAGCUACCUUACACUGGGGCAGCUUUACAAUAUGUAAAGGAUCAUGUCUUUUCAGUCCGCUCAGGGAGCAGAUAUUUAGAUGGUGUACCACAGAUUUUGAUUCUGCUAAGUGCAGGAAGGUCUAGAGAUGAUGUUAGAGGCCCAGUUAAAGAUCUGAAGGAACUUGGAGUCUUUCCAUUAAGUAUCGGUACACCAAAUGCAGACACUCUUGAACUACAAACAAUAUCUUAUCAACCAAAUUAUUUUUUUACUGUCCCCUUUGAUAACCUUUUCAAAAUCAAGGAGGAUGUUUUGUUGUUAAUAAAAGAAAUCUCAAACAAAAAAGUGACAAACAGCAUUCCUUCAGUUUUUGGUAAGAUGGUGUAUAAAUAUUUAUUUCAUUUAAAUAUUUCUACAUUACUUUGCAAUUGCUUAUAAUGUGAGACCAAAUAU